AUGUCUUCAUCAUCAGCAUCACGAAAAAAGGGCAACGACGAAGAAAAGCUCACCCGUAUUGCCAUCGUCAAUGAAGACCGAUGCAAACCCAAAAAGUGUGCUCAGGAAUGUAAAAAAUCAUGUCCUGUGGUCCGUGUUGGUAAAUUAUGUAUUGAAGUAAAGCCAACCGAUAAAAUUGCCUUCAUCUCUGAAGAGCUUUGUGUGGGUUGUGGUAUUUGCGUUAAGAGAUGUCCCUUUGAAGCCAUUCAAAUCAUCAACUUGCCAAAGAAUUUGGAAAAGGAAACCACACACAGAUACGGCCCAAACUCGUUCAAACUCCACAGAUUACCUUUGCCUCGUCCUGGUCAAGUACUCGGAUUGGUCGGUACAAACGGUAUUGGUAAAUCAACAGCUUUGAAGAUUUUGGCUGGUAAGGAGAAGCCAAAUUUGGGACAAUUUGCUCGUCCUCCAGAAUGGAGUGAAAUUCUAGCAUAUUUCCGUGGAAGCGAGUUGCAGGCAUACUUUACAAGACUUUUGGAAGAUAACUUGAAGACUACAAUGAAGCCACAAUAUGUCGAUCAAAUUCCACGUGCUGCCAAGGGUAAAGUCUUGCAAAUUCUCAAGAGUAAGGACGAGAGAGAAGUGUUGGAGGAACAAAUCGAAAAACUUGAUUUGAAGAGCGUGUUAGACAGAGACAUUGGUGACUUGUCAGGAGGUGAAUUGCAACGUUUUGCAAUUUCUAUUGUUUGUGUUCGUAAAGCUGAUGUCUACAUGUUCGAUGAGCCUUCCUCAUAUUUGGAUAUUAAGCAAAGAUUACAAGCUGCCCAAGUCAUUAGAGAGCUUGUCACUCAUGACAAUUACGUCAUUGUUGUUGAGCACGAUUUGAGUAUUUUGGAUUAUUUGAGCGACUUUAUUUGUUGUUUGUAUGGUGUUCCUGGUGCUUACGGAGUUGUCACCAUGCCUUUCUCUGUCAGAGAAGGUAUUAACAUUUUCUUGGCUGGUUUCGUCCCAACUGAGAACUUGCGUUUCCGUGAUGAUGCUUUGAACUUUAAAGCAAGUGAAAACGUUGAUGAAAUUGAAGAAUCUGCAUCCAGAAAGACGUACUCUUAUCCAAGUAUGAAAAAGACUUUUGGAAAUGCUUUCGAGUUGAAUGUUAUUGCUGGUUCAUUUGCUGCCUCUGAAAUUGUUGUUUUGCUCGGAGAGAACGGUACAGGUAAAACAACCUUCAUUAAAAUGUUGGCUGGUAAGGAGAAGCCAGACGAUGAGUCUGUUGACAUUCCAGAAUUGAGUGUUUCAUUCAAGCCUCAAACCAUCGCUCCCAAGUUCACAGGCUCUGUCAAAGACUUGUUGCUUACCAAGAUUAGAGAAGCUUUCAUGCAUACACAAUUCCAAGCUGAUGUUGUCAAGCAAAUGAGCAUCAACCACUUGAUGGAUCAAAAAGUUCAAUACUUGUCUGGUGGUGAGUUGCAAAGAGUUGCCUUGGUGUUGGCUUUGGGUACUCCUGCUGAUGUGUACUUGAUUGACGAGCCUAGCGCCUAUUUGGACUCUGAACAACGUCUCCAUGCUGCCAAGGUCAUUAAGAGAUUUAUUCUUCACACUAAGAAGACUGCAUUCGUUGUCGAACAUGACUUUAUUAUGGCCACCUACCUUGCUGAUAGAGUUAUUGUUUAUGAGGGUGUUCCUUCUGUUAAGGCUCUCGCCAACACUCCACAACCAUUACUUUCUGGUAUGAACAAGUUCUUAAAGUCUCUCAACAUUACCUUCCGUCGUGAUCCAACCAAUUAUCGUCCACGUAUCAACAAAUUGAAUUCCAUGAAGGAUAAGGAACAAAAAGAACAAGGAAAUUACUUUUAUCUCGACACUGAUGAAGACGAAGAGGAAGAAAAGAGUUCAAGCAAGAGUAGAGGAAAGAAGAAGUAA
Messenger RNA from Naegleria lovaniensis, 1899 nucleotides. RefSeq lists its product as uncharacterized. The record is from RefSeq and is a predicted model, not a curated record. Gene Ontology annotation, molecular function: iron ion binding; ATP hydrolysis activity; ribosomal small subunit binding. The transcript is spliced from 2 exons. Gene Ontology annotation, biological process: translational termination; translational initiation; ribosomal subunit export from nucleus. Bases 1 to 1899 code for a protein of 632 amino acids. NCBI's taxonomy places the organism in Eukaryota, Heterolobosea, Eutetramitea, Acrasida, Naegleriidae.